AUGCCUUCAAGACUGGAGUUUCUCUUCUUUCUCUCUGCAGGGGUUUUCAUCGCCCUCUUCCCUGCCCUUCCUCACGCAGCGUCGAGCACCUUCAACAUCUAUGCUUACGGUGGUUCUGCCAUGGGAGGCUUGCCUCUUCUCUACUACGAGGGAUACGCCUAUGUGAACAAUGCGACAUCUGCCAACUCGUCUUUCACGAGCAUCUACUUCACUGAAAGCCCAGAUUCCCCCACCACAUGGAUCGCCCACCCCAACACGACUGCCUCGUCCAAUGCGAAUGCGAAUUUCACAAACCAAGCACUGGCCAUCCCCCGCGCGGGAUCCUCCACCAAACAAAUAGGCUUCGUGUCCGGAAAUUCGUCAGCAGCAAACAACGAGACCGUUCCCGAGUUCCAUCUCUACGGCGAGACCGUAUUCGUGGUGAACAGCACGUCUGGCGAGUGGGAGACGCGCUUCUAUGCGGGGGAGACGGAUAGCGAGGGGGUGUGGAUGUUGUUGUGGGGUGCUGAUGAGGAGGAGGAAGAGGGCGUGUUCCCGGUGUCGUUGAGGACGAUGCCGCCGUCGAACUACACCGUGAGCCUCAUCCAGAAAUCCUCCCGUCAGACUACGUCCUACUACCCCUCCUCCCCUGGUAAGGCUAAUGUACUGUGCAUAGAAAAGAUUGAAUCUAAAGUUAUUGUACCUACCUACCAAGGUGACAAUGACCAAUUCUUCUGUAAAAUAGUGUGA
Messenger RNA from Rasamsonia emersonii CBS 393.64, 729 nucleotides. RefSeq lists its product as uncharacterized. The transcript has 7 exons. NCBI's taxonomy places the organism in Eukaryota, Fungi, Ascomycota, Eurotiomycetes, Eurotiales, Trichocomaceae. The record is from RefSeq and is a predicted model, not a curated record. The coding region runs from base 1 to 729 and encodes 242 amino acids.